Aspergillus mulundensis is the source of this 228-nucleotide messenger RNA. Its product is annotated as ATP19 family protein. Gene Ontology annotation, biological process: proton motive force-driven ATP synthesis. The transcript is spliced from 3 exons. The coding region runs from base 1 to 228 and encodes 75 amino acids. The record is from RefSeq and is a predicted model, not a curated record. Lineage: Eukaryota; Fungi; Ascomycota; Eurotiomycetes; Eurotiales; Aspergillaceae.
AUGGUCGUCUACUACAACAUUGCUGGCCGCCAGAUCGGCUCCCACCACCUCUCUCUCGGUAUUCUCAGCUCCCUCUUCGGCGGUGUCUUCCUGGCUACCCGUGGCGGUGGUGCUGCUCAGAAGCCCGCUGCUCCCCCGAUCCAGGCUUCCUCCAAGGACGAGGAGACUUUCAUUCAGGACUUCCUGAAACAAGUGAACGGAGAGGGCGAAAAGAAGAAGGACCACUAG